This is a messenger RNA of Argiope bruennichi, 7354 nucleotides long. It is a transcript of the gene obe, whose product is annotated as activating signal cointegrator 1 complex subunit 3-like. Gene Ontology annotation, molecular function: ATP hydrolysis activity; nucleic acid binding; ATP binding. Lineage: Eukaryota; Metazoa; Arthropoda; Arachnida; Araneae; Araneidae. Bases 213 to 6815 code for a protein of 2200 amino acids. The record is from RefSeq and is a predicted model, not a curated record. The transcript is spliced from 40 exons.
GCGAAGCGAAACUGAACAGAACGGGAGAAUUCGUGUUUGUUGUGGAGUUGAAGAAUGAUAUGAUAGAGUUAAUGUAUGGAAAGGGACUUCAAUAAAAUAUAUUCAGACGUUGGUUCUGGCUUCUAAAUUAAAUUAAAUAGAUAAUGAUUAUGCUGUUGGAAUGAUUUCAUGGCUGGGAUCUUUGACUAAUAUUUGGCAGUCAACAUUGAAAAAUGUUUAAACCUAAAGAACUUCCUCGUUUGACUAACUUUAUUCGAGCUUAUGGCGAAGUUGCUGCUCCAUGGUCUGGAAAUAUUCAGUAUGAUCCAGAAGCAUUAAUUAAGAAACGGAUAGAAAAACGUGAAAAGCAGGCUAAAUUAUUUAGCAUAAAGUCUAUGAAAGAAUAUCUUUUAGAAUAUUCUACUUGUUCACAAAAUGAAGUGGAUGAUAUUAUUAAAGAAUUUAUAAAUCUUGCGAAAGCAAUUGCUGGCUCAGAUGCUUCAACUUCAGUUAUUGAAGGCUCUAUUGUAUUUUUAAUUGAAUUAUUUAGAGACUGUCGAAUAAUAGGUAUGAAAGAGAAAUUUAAACUUAGAGGACAGUUUGGUGAAUAUCCUCCAUCUGCUGCUUCUAAAGCCUUUGAGCUUGUUAAAAGAAUGGUGACUUCUUUGAAAUCAGAGGCACAAGAAGAUUUCAUUUCAAAUGGCUUUCCAAAAUCUGAUGAGCUAAUGGCUGAAGAAUUUGGAUCUAAAAUCAAAUUUAUCGAUCCAUCACCCCCAGAUGAUAGUUUUUAUCUUGUUCCUGUGAAAGAUUAUUCUAGUGAAAUAAAAGAAGAUGCUUUUGAAAGGUUGAGUUUUAAAUUUAUACCUCCUCCUCCUCCUAAAGAAGUGAAAACUGAACAAACUGCUCCCAAGCCAGUUAAUAUUUCUAGAAAGUUUGACCAACAUUGGCUGGAAAAAGAAUUAGCAAAAUCAAUGGGAUCAAAUUCAGAACAGUUCUCACCUACUGAAUUUGCUCUCACUGUGAUACAACUUUUAAAAUCAAAAUCAAAUGAAGAAGUUCAAAGCGAACUGUUUGAUCUUCUUGGCUUUGAUAAUUUUGAGUUAAUACAAAAUAUUUUAAAUCAUCGAGAUGAAAUAUUGGCUGUUAAAGUAAUAGAUGCUAAUACGAAGGAUGUAUAUGAAAAAAAUGAAAAACGUCCUGUAUGCAUGUCACAAGUUAUUGUACAGUCGGAAACUGAGAAACUGCUCUCUAAACAAAUUCGUAAAGAUGAGAAAAAGAUUCAGCGAGAUAAGAUAUUAGGAGAGGAAAAUGCAGCAGAUUUUAAUCUACAACGUUGGAAGCAACUAAGGGAAGAAGCACUUAUCCAUGCUCGAAAUCAACCUAUAUUCUAUCAUCCAGCUCCUGAAAUGCCAAUAACUCAUAUUUAUCCAAAUGUCUUUGAUAUAAAUGCAGAAACAAGAAUGUCGGCAUCUUUCAUAAGUGGGAAAAAGUUAUGUUUGCCUCCAAAUCAUACAAGGGACAACAAUUCAGUCUUUGAAGAAAUUCACAUACCAGCUGCUAAACCAGUAUCAGAUAUAAUAGAAGUUCAAAGAGUCCACAUUUCAGAUUUAGAUGAGGUUGCCCAGUCAGCUUUCAAAAAUACUAAAGCUCUCAACUUAAUUCAGUCAAAAGUGUUCGAGACAGCAUACAAAACAAACCAUAAUAUGCUUGUUUGUGCUCCAACUGGUGCUGGAAAGACUAAUGUUGCUAUGUUGACAAUAUUAAGAGAAAUAAGAAAUAAUAUUGUUAAUGGAGUCUUGGAGAAAAACAAAUUUAAGAUUGUAUACGUUGCUCCUAUGAAAGCUUUAGCUGCAGAAAUGGUUAGAAAUUUUGGUACAAGGUUAAAAUCCUUGAGCAUUCAAGUGAAAGAGCUUACUGGUGAUAUGCAAUUAACUAAAAAUGAAAUCAUGCAAACUCAGAUGCUUGUCACUACUCCUGAAAAAUGGGAUGUUGUGACUAGAAAAGCUACUGGUGAUGUUGCUUUAUCACAAUUAGUGAAAUUAUUGAUUCUAGAUGAAGUUCAUCUUUUAGACAGCGACAGAGGACAUGUUCUAGAAGCUCUUGUGGCUAGAACUUUACGACAAGUGGAAUCAUCUCAAUCUAUGAUAAGAAUUCUAGGGUUAUCUGCCACACUUCCUAAUUAUAUUGAUGUGGCCAGCUUUUUGCGAGUCAACCCAAUGGAAGGCCUUUAUUUCUUCGAUGAUAGAUUUCGACCUGUGCCACUUGCUACUACCUUUAUUGGAGUCAAAUCAGGAAAUACAUUACAGCAAAUGAAAGAUAUGGAUGAAAUUUGUUAUGACAAAGUAGCUAGACAACUGAUUAAUGGCCAUCAGGUGAUGGUGUUUGUUCAUGCCCGAAGUUCAACUGUGAGAACUGCCACUAUUUUGAAAGAAAUAGCACAAAAGAAGAAUGAACUUCAUUUGUUCACUGAUGCUCAAAAUACCUCAGAAUAUGGUAAUGCCAGAAAUAAUAUUCUAAAGUCAAGAAAUAAACAGUUGAAAGAGCUGUUUGAACAUGGCAUUGCUAUUCAUCAUGCUGGAAUGCUAAGAUCAGACAGAAAUUUAGUUGAAAAAUAUUUUAGAGAAGGCCUUAUAAAAGUUUUAUGCUGCACAUCAACUUUGGCUUGGGGAGUGAAUCUACCAGCCCGUGCUGUGAUAAUAAAGGGGACAGAAGUGUAUGAUUCAAACAAAGGUGCUUUUGUGGAUCUGAAUGUUUUAGAUGUGAUGCAGAUCUUUGGCAGAGCUGGCCGCCCACAGUAUGACAACAGAGGAGAAGGAGUAAUUAUCACUGCUCAUGAUCGAUUAGGUCAUUAUCUGUCAUUAUUGACUAGGCAACAUCAAAUCGAAAGCAAGUUUGAAGAGAGAAUUGCUGAUAACUUGAAUGCAGAAAUAGCUCUUGGCACAGUAACUAAUGUUGAUGAAGGUAGUGAAUGGCUGAGUUAUACUUAUUUGCAUGUGAGAAUGAUACGGAAUCCACAUGUUUAUGGCUUGAAACCUGAAAAGAUAAAGAAUGAUUAUAUGCUUUAUGAACACAGAAAGUCUUUGAUCCACAAUGCAGCUCUUAAGUUGAAUAAAGCUCAAAUGAUUAGGUAUGAUAUUCAGAAUGGUUUCCUGAACAUUACUGAUAUGGGGCGAACUGCCAGUCACUUUUACAUUAGUACUGAAACAAUACUUCGUUUUAACGAAAAACUCCGGGGCAGUUACAUGCAUGAUGCUCAAAUUUUUGCACUAAUAUCUCAAGCCCAGGAAUUUGAUCAGUUAAAGGUAAGAGAUGAUGAAAUGGUAGAACUUGAUCAUCUUCUCCAUGAAUGUUACUUACAAGUUGGUUUAGGAUGUGAAAACACUGAAGGGAAAGUAAAUAUCUUACUACAGGCUGCUUUAUCAAGACUUCAAAUUGAAAGCUUUUCUUUAAUAUCUGAUCAAGCUUAUGUCAUGCAAAACGCUACUCGUAUAGCUAGAGCCUUGUUUGAAGUGUGCCUUCGCAAGAACUGGGCUAUGUUAGCUUCUUCUUUCUUAAGGAUUUCUAAAAUGUUGGAGAAACAAAUGUGGAGUUUUAACCCUCCUACCUACUAUAGCCCUCUGCAUCAAUUUCCUGAACUAAAUCGAGAUGUUCUGACUAGAAUUGACAAAGUGAGACAACCUAUUGAAAAUUUACAAGAUAUGAAUGCAGAAGAAAUUGGCUAUAAGCUUCGCUGUUUCAAGGAAAGGCAUAUCAUCAAAGACUGUCUGAAGCGCAUUCCAAAUCUAGAAAUUGAGCCUUUAGUGCAACCUAUUACUGACAGUAUAUUAAGAGUUACUCUGAAUAUCAAACCUGAUUUCAAAUGGUCUGAUAAACAUCAUGGAACUGGUUCUGAGCCAUUCUGGAUAUGGAUUGCUGAUCCAGAAACCGAUUCUAUCUAUCAUUUUGAAUAUUUCAUUCUUCCUAAGAAGCAGGUCAUCAAUGAAGAAACUCAGACUCUUGUGUUUACAAUACCACUUCCUAAGGAUGUGAGGCCUAGUCAGUAUUUGAUACGAGCUGUUUCAGAUCGGUGGCUUGGUGCAGACAGAGAAUUUGCAAUCUCUUUCCAGGACUUGAUUCUUCCUCAGCAUAAACAACCCCAUACAGAUCUUCUAAAUCUGCUUCCUCUCCCAAAGACUGCUCUAAAAAAUCCAUUGUAUGAAAGUUUAUAUAAAUUUGAUUACUUCAAUCCUAUUCAAACUCAGAUUUUUCACACUUUGUACCAUACUGAUCAUAAUGUGUUACUUGGAGCUCCAACUGGUUCUGGAAAAACUAUAGCUGCAGAAAUUGCUAUACUUCGAGUAUUUAAUGAAUACCCUGGUUCUAAGGUUAUUUAUAUUGCACCUUUGAAAGCUUUGGUGCGAGAAAGAAUUGAAGAUUGGAGGGUUAGAUUUCAACAGCAGCUUAGAAAGCGUGUGGAAGAGUUAACUGGUGAUGUUACUCCUGAUGCACAAGCAAUUGCGAAAGCAGAUAUAAUUGUAACUACACCAGAAAAAUGGGAUGGUGUUAGUAGAAGUUGGCAGACAAGGAACUAUGUUAAAGCAGUUGCUUUAAUUGUUAUUGAUGAAAUACAUUUGCUAGGGGAAGAUAGAGGUCCAGUUCUGGAAGUUAUUGUAUCCCGCACCAAUUUUAUUUCUGCUCAUACCCAGCGAAAUCUAAGGGUUAUUGGUCUAUCUACUGCUUUAGCAAAUGCAUCUGAUAUUGGUCACUGGCUUGGAAUAAAAGAUGUUGGACUGUAUAACUUUAGAUCAUCUGUGCGGCCUGUACAGUUGGAAAUUCAUGUUUCUGGACAUCAUGGAAAACAUUAUUGUCCUCGUAUGGCUUUAAUGAAUAAGCCAACUUUCCAAGCCAUUCAAACACAUUCUCCUGACAAACCAGCAUUGGUAUUUGUAUCAUCUCGACGACAGACACGCUUAACUGCAAUCGAUUUAAUUGCUUAUUUAGUUGCAGGAAAUAAUCAUCAACAGUGGGUACAUAUGGAUCAAGCAGAGAUGAGCUCAAUUGUUGAUCUGAUUCGAGAUCAAAACUUGAAAUUCACAAUCGCAUUUGGCAUUGGAAUUCAUCAUGCUGGUUUGCAUGAGCGUGAUCGAAAAAUAGUAGAAGAACUUUUCUUGCAUCAGAAAAUCCAAGUUUUAAUUGCUACAGCUACUCUGGCUUGGGGUAUCAAUUUGCCUGCUCAUCUUGUUGUUAUUAAAGGAACUGAAUAUUUUGAUGGGAAAGUUCAAAGAUAUGUAGAUUUUCCUAUUACAGAUGUAAUGCAAAUGGCUGGUAGAGCUGGUCGUCCACAGUUUGAUACUACAGGUGUUGCUGUUGUUUUAGUGCAAGAUAUUAAAAAGAACUUCUAUAAGAAAUUUUUGCAUGAGCCUUUCCCAGUUGAAUCUAGUCUAAUAAAAGUAUUACCUGAGCAUAUAAAUGCUGAAGUUGUUGCUGGUACUAUUGGUUCCAAACAGCAAUGUUUAGAUUACAUAACUUGGACUUAUUUAUUCAGGAGACUUCUUCAAAAUCCUGGUUAUUAUGGAUUGGAAAGUUUAGAAGGAGAAGAAAUCAAUAAAUUUCUGUCGGGUCUUAUUAACCAAUGUCUUGGCACUCUAGCAGAGGCUGGAUGUUUAGCUAUUGAUGAUGAUGAAAGAACUGUUUCUCCAACAGUAUUAGGAAAGAUUUGCUCCUAUUAUUAUCUAAAUCAUAGAACAAUCUUGUGGUUUACUCAGAAAUUAUACAAAGAAGCUACAAUUGUAGAUAUGCUAAACAUUCUCUGUGGUACUACUGAAUAUGAAGAACUUCCAGUUCGUCACAAUGAAGAUGCCAUUAAUAAAGAUCUGGCUCUAAGAUGUCUGCUAGAAGUUGACUCAUUCACUUAUGAUAGUCCUCAUACAAAAGCUAACUUAUUACUCCAAGCUCAUUUCAGUCGACUUCAACUGCCAUGUACUGAUUACUAUACAGAUCUGAAGUCUGUUCUCGAUCAAGCCAUCCGUAUAAUACAGGCUAUGAUUGAUGUUUCUUCUGAUAAAGGAUGGCUUGCUCCUACUCUCUUGUCUAUGACUCUGCUGCAAAUGAUAUUGCAGGCACGGUGGCAUGAUGACAAUACAUUGCUCACAUUACCUCACAUUGAAACGAAGCAUUUACCUUUGCUGAGGUUCAGUACAGAUAAGAGAAAUGAUGUAGAAAAAGAACCCAUUGAAUCUUUGCCUUUACUCAUAUCUAUAAUUACUAACAAUUAUGAAUUGCUGGAAUCUGCUCUUUGGGAUGUUUUGGAAGAAUCAAAGAUGCAAGAUAUCUAUCAAACUUUGACAACAUUGCCUGUCAUCAGUUUGAGUGCUGCUAUUAAAGGUUGGUGGGAUGAAUCAUCUAAUGAAGAAAUGAGAUCUUUGAAUCUAAAAGAAUUUCAUGGCAGACGACCAGAUGCUCAUUGGUUGGAUGUUCAUGCUGAUCAAGAAUAUGUACUAAAUGUGAAUUUGCAAAGAUUGAGCAAACCAAAGGGUGACAGAAAAGCCAUUGCUCCUAAAUUCCCAAAACAAAAAGAGGAGGGCUGGUUUCUUGUCCUGGGAAGUGUUGAAGAAAAGGAAUUGAUAGCUAUGAAAAGGGUGCCUUAUAUUUUUAACAAAGCUCAACAGCAGCUUGUGUUUUAUACUCCUGAGAAGACAGGCAGAGUUUUAUACAAACUUUAUUUUAUAAGUGACAGUUACCUUGGUUUGGACCAAGAAUAUGAUAUUUGCUUGAAUAUCAUCGAGCCAAGCAUAAGAGCUCAAGUUAAUACAGAAGUUCUGUCUGAAUCGGAAUCCAGUUCCGAGGAGGAGACAUGACCAUUUUUUUUUUAAUAUUAAAGCAACAAAUUUUUCUAAUUGUAUUUAAAAUGUAAAUAACGUGUGUAAAAUUAAAAGGAAGACUGUAAAUUUGUAAAGAAGAAAAUUUUAGGGAUAUUUUUUUUUUGUUUAUAAUCUGCAUUUUUAUGAACCAAUCACAAACAUGUUUCAGUUAUUAAAUAGAUACAUAGUACAAUAACAUGUCAUUUUUUUUUUCAUAUUGUAAAAAAAAGGAAAUGCUAACUGAUAUUUAAUUUGCUAUUUUCAAUAAAAAGAAUUGCCAUUUCUUUUCUGUUUGUAUGAUUCUAGGUUAUAUGAUAAAUUAAUGUAAUUGGCCUUUUCAGUUGAUUUAGCUUUUUCUGGUUUGUUUUUUCAGCUUAUACCUACGUCAAGUGCCCUGCCAUGUCCCAAGAAUGGUCUUUUAAAAUAUCUACUUUAUUACUUCAAUAAAUUAUCUUUAUUUAAUCAAACAUAGUUUAAUAUAUAACCUUUGAAUUCAGUGUCCAACGGCUAAUUUGUAAACAUUUAAUAAUAGAAAU